AUGGUAAAGACAAGGAAUACUAAUUUUGAAGGGCAACAGUCCGAAGAGGAGCACCAGUCCGGGGCCGAGACGGUUGAGGAGACAAACUUGACCGAUAUGGUACGCCAAAUGAAGGAGGAAAUGAUCGCCAUGAAACAGCAGCGAGAGAGAGAUGCCGUCGAGAUGGCCGCAUUGAAAGAAGAGAAUGCUGCUCUAAAAAACCAAUACCGAGACCCCACAUGGAAACCAUCUGAGACGACCCACACUCAGGGAUCGUUCCACUCGCACGGUCAUCACACCUCUAUUCCUCAUACCUCUGUCGCGCCCCCAGACAUCCAUGCUUCGAUCGAAAGACCGGCACAACCAAUGCCGGCCGGGGCACAUCGACAUCCAUUUACGCCGAACAUCAUGCAAUCGGCACUUCUUGACCACUGGAAGUCCCUGCCCCUUGACAAAUACGAUGGUACAACCGACCCAGAUGAACACGUGGAUGUGUUUUUGACACAGGUUACCUUGAGCACCACCGAUGAUGUCGCGCUAUGCCGAAUCUUUCUGACAUCCUUGAAGGGGCGAGCGCUGAGUUGGUUCACCCGACUCCCAGCCAAUUCUGUCGACUCAUUUGGCACGCUGGCCUCCCAGUUCACAAUCCAGUUCACCACCAGCCGCCCUCAUCAGUUAACCUUGUUGGCAUUAGUUAGCAUUCGUCAAGAUAGAAAGGAGUCUCUUCGGACGUUCAUGAGCCGAUUCAACAAAGCGGCUCUCGAAAUCCGAGACCUAAACCCUGUUGUGGCUCUACAUCAUCUCACAACCGCUCUAAAACCGGGUCCCUUUGCCAACAGCAUCUGCAAAAAACCGCCGACCGAUAUGGAUGACUUGCGGCGACGAGCUGAUAAAUACAUGCAAAUGGAAGAAUUAGCAGAGUUCCGCAAUCAAGCCAGAACGGAGACAGCCGCUAAGCCGGAAAAGCCGACUAAAAACAAUUUUUGGAGCCGUCCGAAAGAAUUAGCAUCCCGCGAGAGGCCCCCUCGUGGCCCAAGGUAUUCACAAUACACACCGCUCAAUACCAGUCGGUUGGCAGCGAUAGAGCAAGCGUUGACCUCGGAGGUCCUGGCCGUCCCGAAACGAGCUUCGACCCCUCCUAGGGUCGAUACAACGAAGUCUUGCAGUCGGUCUAGAGAAAGGCGAGAAGAGCCUUCAACACAGCCUCGCCGGGUCAUCAACACCAUUGCCGGCGGCUUCGCUGGCGGCGGUUCGUCUUCGUCCGCGCAGCGUAGACACUUACGGGCCGUUCGACAUGUGCAUGCCGUCGAAACUGUUCGUCGCCGCCUACCCACCAUAACUUUCACUGAAGCCGACUUCAAAGGUAUCGACCCAUACCAGGAUGAUCCUAUGAUAAUUAGCGUUGAAAUUCACAACUGCAUUGUGCGCAAGACAUUGGUAGAUCAGGGGAGCUCCGCCGAUAUCCUUUAUUGGAACACGUUCAAACAGUUGGGUAUCCCAGAAGCCGAAUUAAUUCCCUACGAUGAACCUUUGGUAGGAUUUUCAGGGGAAAGAGUCAAAACAAAGGGUUAUAUCAAGUUGUCAACCCGGUUUGGGUUUGAAGGAACCGAAUACAGAGACGUUUCGGUCAAAUAUGUGGUGGUACAUGCCAACACGUCCUAUAACAUUUUGCUCGGUCGGUCGUCCUUAAAUCGGCUCGGUGCAAUCGUCUCCACUCCGCACCUGGCUAUGAAGUUCCCAGCCGACUCAGGACGAGUAAUCACGGUUCACGCUGAUCAAAAAACCGCGCGAGAGUGCUACUUUGCUAGUUUGCGAUUACCGAAAAUGAAGCCCGAAGCAGCAAAACCAGCAGGGGUACAUUCGGUAUCACAGCAGUCAGCCUUAGACCUCGACCCCCGGAUUGAUCAAGAUGAGAGGGUCGAGCCUAUUGAAGACAAGCAACCCAUCCAGGUGGGGGUGUCCAGGGCUCAAGUCACCUACCUCGGGACCAAUUUAUCCGAACAAGAGCGCCUGGCCCUUAAGCAAGGGGUCCUUGAAAAUAGUGACUUAUUCGCCGGGUACCCGUCUGAUAUGCCCGGCAUUGACCCCAACUUUAUUUGCCACAAGUUAUCAGUGAGCAAGCAGGCAAGACCGAUCGCUCAACGGCGCCAGAAGGCCGGAGAGGAAAGGAAGGCAGCGAUCAAAGCUGAGGUGGGAAAGCUAUUAGAUGCUCGGUUCAUCCGAGAAGUACAUUAUACAACAUGGUUGGCCAAUGUAGUCAUGGUCAAGAAACCGAAUGGGAAGUGGCGCACGUGCACCGACUACACCAACUUGAACAAGGCAUGCCCUAAGGGAGAUUUUUUAUGGGAAAAAGAGAAGAGAGAGAGAGAGAAAGACAACAAAUUUGUCUUGAUCUGA
Messenger RNA from Cajanus cajan (pigeon pea), 2376 nucleotides. Lineage: Eukaryota; Viridiplantae; Streptophyta; Magnoliopsida; Fabales; Fabaceae. The record is from RefSeq and is a predicted model, not a curated record.